AAACUACCUUGUUGUUCCCUGCUGAGUGUCCAUGUCUUCUUGUUGUCAACCCAUGGCUUGCCGCGUCGCUUCAGUGAGGAGACAUCAACUCUACAGAAGAAAGGAGGUAACACCGAACGUGAAUGAUGCAAAAUGGAAAACCAAACUGGUAGAUCACAGGCAGAGGUACAACAUUGUUGUGUUUGGAGCAAUUGAUGGUUUUUCAAAGAAGAUCUUUUACUUGGACACAGCUGGCAACAACAAGGCAGGGACAGCUUUUUGUUUCUUCAUGGAUGUGGUUUGUAAACAUGGAUGGCCAUCAAGAGUUCAAGGUGAUCACGGGGUUGAAAAUGUGGACAUUGCAAGGUGCAUGUUUACGGUUCGAGGUACUGGACGUGGCAGUUUCAUUGCUGGGAAAAGUGUUCAUAACCAGAGAAUUGAACACCUAUGGAGAGAUGUUUGGAGUGUGACUUCAAAAUAUUACAACAUGCUCUACAGUUUGGAGGAAGAGGGUCUCAUUGACCUGUCGAAUGUGGUCCAUCUGUUCUGUGUGGGCUAUGUCUUUAUACCACGACUACGAGAAGAUCUGCAGGUUUUCGACGAGAGUUGUAAUUCUCAUCCCUUGAGGACAGAGAGAAACCUAACACCCAGUCAACUGUGGAUGAUCGGUAUGCUGCAGGAACCAGUGUCAGAACCAGAUCUGACAGAGAUUCAGCAUGCUGAGGAGCUGCUGUCCCAAGAACAGCAAAGUGAAGAAGUUGAACAUGGGGUCAAUGUGCCUGUUCUUCAGUGUCUGCUGUUCUUCAGUGUCUGCUGUUCUUCAGUGUCUGCUGUUCUUCAGUGUCUGCUGUCAGCUGAAAAAGUGCAUGCACUUUAACAA
Girardinichthys multiradiatus is the source of this 859-nucleotide messenger RNA. RefSeq lists its product as uncharacterized. NCBI's taxonomy places the organism in Eukaryota, Metazoa, Chordata, Actinopteri, Cyprinodontiformes, Goodeidae. The record is from RefSeq and is a predicted model, not a curated record. Bases 32 to 856 code for a protein of 274 amino acids. The transcript has 8 exons.